Rhincodon typus (whale shark) is the source of this 2812-nucleotide messenger RNA. It is a transcript of the gene fcho2, whose product is annotated as FCH and mu domain containing endocytic adaptor 2. The transcript has 24 exons. Lineage: Eukaryota; Metazoa; Chordata; Chondrichthyes; Orectolobiformes; Rhincodontidae. The record is from RefSeq and is a predicted model, not a curated record. Bases 296 to 2812 code for a protein of 838 amino acids. Gene Ontology annotation, biological process: synaptic vesicle endocytosis; clathrin coat assembly; clathrin-dependent endocytosis. Gene Ontology annotation, cellular component: plasma membrane; clathrin-coated vesicle; clathrin-coated pit.
GCGGAGCGGCGGGGUCGCGCGCUGGGCGUGCUCGUCUUCGUGCAUGCGCCGUGCGGACAGGCUGCUCUGGGGCCGGCCGGACAGUGGCAGUGCCGCUGAAAUUUUCCACCGUGCGUCCGGAGGAGCCCCUUUUUUUUUUGGAGAGGUGGGAAGAAAAACAAUAUUCCGUUUCCUAUAAAUAAAGAAAACAAAACGACAGCCAACAGAAAAAAUCGUUCCUUUACUCCCUGUCUCUGUGAAACCGAGAGCAGGCCAACAUCUCGGAGGAGGAGGAGCGGGCGACGACGGCUCCAAGAUGUCGCAGUUCGUCGAUCAUUUCUGGGGGGAGAAGAACAAUGGCUUUGAUGUCCUUUAUCAUAAUAUGAAACAUGGUCAAACAUCGACAAAAGAUUUGGCAGACUUCAUAAGAGAAAGUGUAACAAUAGAAGAUAUUUAUUCAAGGUCUAUGACUAAAUUAGCCAAAACAACGAAUAAUUACAGUCAGCUGGGAACAUUUGCUCCAGUAUGGGAUGUUUUAAAAUUAUCAACAGAGAAACUAGCCAGUAGCCAUUUAGAUCUAGUACGAAAACUGCAAGAAUUAAUUAAAGAAGUACAGAAGUAUGGAGAUGAACAGACCAAGGCACACAAAAAGACAAAAGAAGAAGUGGCAGGAACCCUUGAUGCUGUACAGAACAUCCAGAGCAUCACUCAAUCUCUGCAGAAAUCUAAAGAAAACUACAGUGUCAAGUGUGUAGAAUAUGAAAGAUUAAAAAAGGAAGGAGCAACACAGAAAGAAAUUGAAAAAGCAGUUGUGAAAUCUAAAAAAGCUACAGAAACCUAUAAACUGUAUGUGGAAAAAUAUGCUGCAGCCAGAACUGAUUUUGAGCAGAAAAUGACAGAAACAGCUCGGAAAUUUCAGGAAAUUGAAGAAGCUCAUCUUAGGCACAUGAAAGAAAUAUUGAGUUCUUUUGCACAAUCGAUAGAAGAGACUCACGUACAGAUUGGUCAGGUGCAUGAUGAGUUAGUACAGAACAUGGAGAGCACUACAGUUGAGAGCUUGAUACAGAAGUUUGCUGAAACAAAAGGCACUGGCAAAGACAGACCUGGACCUGUUGAAUUUGAAGAAUGUAAUGUAACAAAUGCUCUAGAAGGGGUGAAAAAGAUCAAAAGAAAACCUUUUGGAAUACCAGGACGGAUAAAAAAAGAAAAAGAUACAGAUUCAAUGGAAUCUCCAGAUGCUGAUUCAGUUAAUAUUCCUGAGGUGGAUGAAGAGGGUUACUGCAUCAAACCAGAAGUGAACCAAAUUAAUGCCAAAGAGAACAAUUUCUACUCAUCAAGUGAUUCAGGCUCUGAGGAUGAGGAACCCAGGAAAUUCCAUGUGCAAAUCAAACCUGUGCAACCAAAUAAUGGUACUAACCACACGUUGGAAGAAUUGAAAGCAUCCAUUGGGAAUAUUACACUUUCUCCAUCCCCAUCUAGGCAUAGCCCGAAUGCAAUGAAAAGAAAUUCAUCUAGUGAAGAGCUGGUUCGACCAAGAUCAUGUGUUCCAUCACCUGACGCCAGAAGGGUCAAUAAUGAUCUGUUUUCACUGGAUCCAUUGUUUGGACCUCCACUUGAUUCCUCCUCUUCAUCCACAUCAACAACUUCAGCUUUUCCUUUCCUUCCAGUCAGUAACACUUCUGAGGUACACACGGUGCUUGCUUCAGCUGAAUUAACAUGGCAUGAAGGGAGCUCGACUUUCUCAAGCCCUAUUUCACCAUGGGGUGUAGAAUAUGAGUCCUCAGUGAAGCAUCAGCCAAGCUGUGAGUCUAAGAGUUCUAGUCCUGGCUCAGGCUUUAGUGUAGCAGCAAUUUUAGAAACCUUAAAUGGUCCUUCUCAUAUUCCUACUUCACGCACCGAGUGGAUUUCAUUUACUGAUGAACAAAAUCCAAGAAAAACUUUAAAAUCAGAGUUGAAGGAAGCAGCACAAACUAAAACUUCACCACCAAACUCCAAUCCUCCUGACAUCCACGCCUCCAGAGCCUGCUGUGUUCAGCCAGCCUUGCACCUUGUUGUCUCCAAUCCUCCUGUGGCCUGUUUUCAGUUGUCGUCUUCCAGCAGCUCAUUUGAUGACCAAAGUGACCUUCAGAAUGAUUUUACAGGCAACAAGAAAAUACCCAUGGAAGAGAAUAAAACUGGAUCAGAAGGUUUUCCCUUUCCUGCAGCUCAGCCAGUGGACGUUAGUUUAACGCCUGUGGUUACUGACUUAAAUAAUGUCUCGCCCCCAGCAAGACCUACCACCCCACUUAAUACAAGUAUGAUUGUGCCACCACCUCGUCCUACUUCCAGACCAAAGCUUUCGGCAGGAAAACUGGGUGGAAUUAAUGAAAUAUCUAGAUCAUUCAGUCCUACGUCAAUGUCGUCCACCAGUCCACCUCCUGUAGCCCCACUGGCACGUGCAGAAAGUACAUCCUCAAUUGGGUCAUCUGCUUCAUUGAGUACAGCAACAACACCUACCAUUGAUGGUGAUAUGUUUACUGGAAAACUUCCUUCAUUUGAGAGGCGCAGUGAGACACCUCCAGGCACUUCUCGUGGACCCAGUCCAAUAAGUCUUGGAACACAAGACUCCUUGCCGGUUGCAACUGCUUUCACAGAGUCAGUUAAUGCUUAUUUUAAGGGAGCAGACCCAUCAAAAUGCAUAGUCAAAAUCACUGGUGAUAUGACCAUGUCGUUUCCAAGUGGAAUAAUUAAAGUUUUUACCAGCAAUCCAUCACCUGCAGUGCUUAGCUUUCGAAUACGGAACACCAGCAAAUUUGAACAAAUCCUUCCAAAUGCACAGCUUGUAUAUAGGUAA